AUGCAAGCAAGGCAUUCAGCGCCGAGCGUGAGCCCUACCAAUGCACGUAUUGUGGCAAGGUGGGACACACGGUGGAUCGUUGCUGGACAAAGCAGAAGAACGAAGGUCAGGGGAGCCCGACGCGGCGGCAAUGGUCGUGGACGCGGGGCUAACAAUGUCCAGUGGGGACAUCAUGAUGAAUACAAUGGCUACGAUCGAGUGGCGUUUGCAGUCUCGUUCGAAUGUGGAGUUUCGACGAGCAAGGACGUGUCUGGAAUGUGGGCCGUCGACAGUGGUGCAACGCACCACAUUUGCCACGACAAGACCAAGUUCGCAAGUUUGGCAGAGCGCAAUGAGGGCGAACUCUUGGUGGCUGAUGGCAACAAGGUGGCCAUCAAGGGUGUGGGAACCAUCAUGGAAAAGGUGGUUCUGCCCAACGGUGAAGAGCGUGAGAUCGAAAUCAAGAACGCGCUAUAUGUUCCAAGUAUGAGCAAGAACCUGCUCUCGGUGCCACAGAUUAACAGCCAUGGCAAGUUUCAAGUCGUGUUUGACGGGUCCAAGAUGUAUGUGACUCUCAAGAACUCACAGCAAGUGGUGGCGACAGCGGAUCUCGUGGAUGGACUCUACUGGCUUCGGACGACUCAACGAUCAGCGAAUGUGACAACAAGUGGAACCAGUUGUGCCGAUCUACAUGCGAGAAUGGGUCAUGCUCCAGUCGAUGUACUUCGCAAGAUGAUCGCGACCAACAUGAUCAAGGAUGUGCGAGUCCCUCUCAAGUCGGGUGGAGCAACUACAUGUCGAGGAUGUCAACAAGGGAAAAUGGUCCAAAAACCAUUUCCAAGUAACCGAGACAAGCGCAGCUACGAUACGUUUGAGCUACUUCAUCUGGACAUCUGCGGGCCCAUGGAAAAGGAUUCGCUCGGUGGCAGCAAAUAUUUGCUGCUGAUCAUCGACGAAGCCAGUGGAUGCAUGAAGGGCUUUUGUCUACGAGUGAAGUCCGAGAGUGAAGACUACAUCCGGAAAUAUAUCACCAUGGUACAGACGCAAUUCUGUAAGUGUUGA
Messenger RNA from Peronospora matthiolae, 1041 nucleotides. Lineage: Eukaryota; Oomycota; Peronosporomycetes; Peronosporales; Peronosporaceae. The record is from the annotation of a GenBank genome assembly.